CAUCAACAGAUCGCAUAGUCAGACACAGGCAGCUUGCUAGCGCAGGGCCUGACCAUGGCCAGCCUCGUGUCCCAGCCGCGCCACAGCAUCCAGACGUACUGGGCGCGGAGGAACUACCAGCGCCUGGGCUCGCCGUCGCGGCGCCUCAGGGUGGCCCGCCUGGGCGCGGGCGGCAGCAGCAGGGCGGCGUCGACGCAGCCGGCGCCGGCGGCGGGCCCCGCCUCCGCGCGCUCGUCGUCGUGGAAGGCCAGGGCGUCGCGUGCGGCGCGGGUCCGCGCCGCGGUCGUGCUGGCGGCGCCAGCGCUCCUGCUCGCGCGGCUCCGGGACGCGUACGUGGACGCGAUGGUGGCGCUGGGCGGGGGCGCCGUGCGGCCGUGCGCGGCGCUGGCCAGGUCGCGGAGCGGCGCGGAGGCCGGUCUGUGGGCGAAGCGGGUGCCGCGGGCGCGCGGCCAGCCCGGGCAGCGGAGCGGCGGCGCGCGGGGCGGCGACUUCGAGCGCCGGAUGAUGGCGCACAUAUACAGCAUGGUCGUCACGCCAGAGCUGCCCUGCGCUGCCAGGGCCUGAUGGAUGGAUCGGGUGAGCCGGAAGCACGCCGUCCCAGUAUCCGGUAGCUACUGACGUCGUGUACGAGCUAGUUGCCAUGCCUUAGGACCAGCAGGCACCAUAUGAAUAGCAGCGGAUCUUAGAACAUCCAGAAGACCCGGUCCAAAAUCCGGGAGAGCCACAGGCUGAGCAGCAAGAAGACAAGCUCCGGAGCAUAACCACUAAUUUAAAAUUAUGUACUGUUCUUAAUUAAGUAUUUAUGCAUUAAGUUUCUAGGAGUUGAAUAAAAUCAUAGAUGCAUGUUCUCUAGGUUCCUUUGGGCUAUAGUAGUAUGUAUAGGUUGCUAUCUUUGCCAUGCUUAAUUAAGAUCGGUAGAAGUCGAGUGAUUGUCUGUCACUCGCGAGCUAUAGGAUCUCUCAUUAUGGGUAACUUAUUUAUGCAAUUGUUUCACAUGGAAAGAUUGGGACCGGACGAGGAUGAGAAUGGUCUAUGUGAUAUUGGUAGGGAUAUGUAGUCCCGUCUGUGUCAGUUAAGGUCCGUUCAUUGUUGGUCCUGUUUGAUCAAGUUUGAACAGUACUAAUCAUAUGUCGGCAGUAGGAGGUAGUCGAACCCGAUAAGCGUAGUACCUCGGUCACUCUGGUAUUUGAGUUGAUACCUGCUUCUCCAGUCGAGUGCUAGUCAUUAACUUAUGGCUGACCCGUCGUAGGUAUCGGUGGGGACUAGCUACUUGCGGGUCGAGGGGCGGCAUAAAAUAACAGUUGAUGUGUGUGACUCCACGGGUUGCAUUCAACGUGUUGUUAGGUUUUUCCCUUGCAAGGAUGUAAAACGAAUCGAUUCGCCGUACCUCUCGGAUAAGAGAACCUUGAUCGCUGAGUCACAUCAUAUAAAAGAAUUAAAAUAAAUAUUAUUUAUUGUUGUUAUUAACUGUUACUACUAUCUAAUUAAUUGU
Panicum hallii is the source of this 1492-nucleotide messenger RNA. RefSeq lists its product as uncharacterized. NCBI's taxonomy places the organism in Eukaryota, Viridiplantae, Streptophyta, Magnoliopsida, Poales, Poaceae. The transcript is spliced from 2 exons. The coding region runs from base 55 to 564 and encodes 169 amino acids. The record is from RefSeq and is a predicted model, not a curated record.